AGCGCAGCACCGCAGUUAUUGAAGCGUGUUGAGACAAAUCGAUAGCUAUAUAAGAACGUCAACGUCGAUUUCUAUCCUCCGCACUCCUCCUGAAGCUCUCGUCCAUCAUGAUCAUCUUACCGCAACCUGACGAAAAGUCUCUAGAUGGCUUCAACACUACGACGCAGGUCUAUUAUGCAUCAAUGCCCGUUCCACGGCCUGCUUCAGCGCCUAUUCAAGGAGAUAUCAACGACUUAUCAAGUCAUCUUGACAAUAGCUUGAAUAUUGACGAACAACCUCCAGCCUAUGAAGACCAUGUGCCAGGGGCUCAGCUUCAGGCCAACCCAAUACCUACUGGCGAUGUGAAGGAUCCGAACGUGUUUCGUGAUGGUCCUGGUGGCGACGAAAACAAGGACGAUGACGAACCCAGAAACGCGCGUCUCGCAUCUUCCUCGCGAGAUUUGAACACCAACUCAGCCAUCCCAGGUCGUGCCCCACGAGAGGCUACUUUCCCUCCCCUUGUGAUGCAUUCUCGAAGCAAAAAACUUGAAGACGGCUUCUACGCAAUGCUCCCGCCGACGGAUGUUCAGCCACAUCCUUUCUCCCAACGUGACAUUCGGGAAUCCGAUUGGACAAAGUUCCUCUCCGAUCUGCAGACAUCAGCUCGGCUGUCUCCAGAAAGUUCAUCAUCUGAAGACAGGAGUAAUUUCUUCAAGACUAUGGGGAGCAUGUUUCGAUCAUUCUCCGGUGCCCCAGGGAAACAAGCUGAGCAAGGGAACCAUCGUGGUCCUGCAGCGUUGGUUGAUACCUGGAAUGAGAAUUUCUUCCAUCGACGUGGGCUUGAUGUCGUCCUUGCCAAAGGAGGACGCAGACUAAAUGGUGAUAGGUCUCUACCACCUCCUGACUCCCUACCCUCUGAUGGAUCCACGAACUCGCGUUCGCGUUGGACCAUGCCAUUGUCAAUGCCGCAAAUGACGCCCGUGCACCCGAUGCCUAUAAUGCCACCCCUACCUGGGCCCUUGAUGGGUCAUCUAGGCGGAAGAAAUCCCGGUCUCCAUCGCUCGAAGUCUGCUACCUCGUUGUCUUCAUGUAGCUCUUCAGAUUCAGACAGUGAUUCAGACUUCGAGCAUGAUAGACGCCAUCCGCAACGACAACCGCAACCUAACACUCAACCCCUUCCCCGCUCUCGUUCGUUCGAACGCGAGCCAGGAUACUCAUCAACCUACUACGCCUCGAAAGCAGAGCGACACGCGGCUCGCAAAAUUCGCCGUGCCGCACAUCGAGUACAUCGUGCAGAGCGGAAGGAGCGUAAGAGGGAGCGUCGGCUUGAACGCAAGUACGAACGAUUCGCGCACAAGGCAGCGCGAUGGCAUGCAUUCGUGGGUGGUCUCGGUGCAGGACACGGGCCAUUAGGCAUGGGCCCGUCAGGUUCCGGAACAGGAAUGGGAAUGGCCUUUGGUAGAGGGAUGGGUGCAGGUUGUGGAAGAGGAGUAGGCAUGGGUUGGGGAAGAGGAAUGGGUAUGGGCUACGGAAGAGGAAUGGGUUUAGGACGUGGUGGUCAUCACAUGGGUCCGUGGUCCAGAUCUACAGAGAGGGGACUUGGAUUUGGCCCAGGAAUGGGAUUCGGGCAGUCAAGUGGAGAGGAUGACGGAUACUAUAGGCUCGUCGUAAGUGAUCUGUUAUGAGUGCUUUGUGGGAUUUUCUAUGAUUGUGGAGUUAUUUUUUAACUUUUUAACAUUACUUCCUUAUACCACUGUGGCAACUCUUCGUUUACUCCACCU
Molecule: messenger RNA, 1760 nt
Organism: Fomitiporia mediterranea MF3/22
Lineage: Eukaryota; Fungi; Basidiomycota; Agaricomycetes; Hymenochaetales; Hymenochaetaceae
Exons: 3
Coding region: 108-1664 (518 amino acids)
Source: RefSeq, a predicted model, not a curated record